Molecule: messenger RNA, 450 nt
Organism: Penicillium riverlandense
Lineage: Eukaryota; Fungi; Ascomycota; Eurotiomycetes; Eurotiales; Aspergillaceae
Product: carboxylesterase family protein
Exons: 1
Coding region: 1-450 (149 amino acids)
Molecular function (GO): carboxylic ester hydrolase activity
Source: RefSeq, a predicted model, not a curated record
AUGACGGCGACAUCGCUGUUAUCCAGCACGGCGUGUGGUGCAGCACAUCCACGCGUCACUCCGCCGAGCGUCAAGGUCCGCAAUGGGCCUUACCACGGCAUUUUGAAACAGCACUAUGGCCAAGACGUGUUUCUUGGGAUGCCCUUUGCGCAGCCUCCGGUGGGAGACUUGCGGUUCCGCCAGCCACGGUCAUUAAACGCGAUUUGGGACGGCAGUCGAAGUGCAACGGCUAAUUAUCCCGAGUGUUGGGUGCUGGGCAAUCCUUUCUCGGAAGACUGUCUUGCCAUCAACGUGGUGCGGCCGCAUGGUGUUGCAGAGGGUGACAAGCUGCCCGUCGCGGUGUGGAUCUAUGGCGGUGGAUGGGUGGCUGGUGGAAGCCAGGACCCGCGGUAUAACCUCUCGUUUAUCAUUGAGCAGUCUGUGCAGAUGGAUUAUUUGCAGGGGCAGUAA